This is a messenger RNA of Peromyscus leucopus (white-footed mouse), 4211 nucleotides long. It is a transcript of the gene Smc4, whose product is annotated as structural maintenance of chromosomes 4. Gene Ontology annotation, cellular component: chromosome. NCBI's taxonomy places the organism in Eukaryota, Metazoa, Chordata, Mammalia, Rodentia, Cricetidae. The record is from RefSeq and is a predicted model, not a curated record. Gene Ontology annotation, biological process: mitotic chromosome condensation. Gene Ontology annotation, molecular function: ATP hydrolysis activity; ATP binding; protein binding.
CCCAGAAGCCAUUGCGCGCAUUUGUAACGAAUUUCCGUUCGAGUUUGGAUUUUAGGCGCCAUUUUCGAGUGAAGGACCCGGAGCGGAGACGCCGGUCGGAGCGAGGCCGGGGUGGGGGGGACGGCCGUCGCCCGGUUGGCAGCCCUUGCGCGGAGCGGGACCUGCCGACAGCCACCAUGCGGCGUAAGGGCACCAAGCCCUCCUCGGUCUGCCACCAGGAGGAAGGGCCGCCGCCCUCCCCAGACGGCGCCCACAGCAAUGGGGACCCCGAGCAGCCGGACGGCGGAGCGGACAGCGCUGCAGCUGCAGAGACUCCAGGUGAGGAACUUGAUAACAGGAGUUUAGAAGAGAUUUUGAAUAGCAUUCCUCCACCCCCGCCUCCAGCAAUGGCCAGUGAAGCUGGAGCUCCUCGGCUAAUGAUCACUCAUAUUGUAAACCAAAACUUCAAGUCCUAUGCUGGAGAGAAAAUUCUGGGUCCUUUCCAUAAGCGCUUUUCCUGUAUUAUUGGUCCAAAUGGCAGUGGAAAAUCCAAUGUUAUUGAUUCUAUGCUUUUUGUGUUUGGCUAUCGAGCACAAAAAAUAAGGUCUAAAAAGCUGUCAGUAUUGAUACAUAAUUCUGAUGAACAUAAGGAUAUUCAGAGUUGUACUGUAGAAGUUCAUUUUCAAAAGAUAAUUGAUAAGGAAGGGGAUGACUAUGAAGUCAUUCCUAACAGUAACUUCUGUGUAUCUAGAACAGCCUACAGAGAUAACACUUCUGUUUAUCAUAUAAGUGGGAAAAAGAGAACAUUUAAAGAUGUUGGAAAUCUUCUUAGAAGCCAUGGAAUUGACUUGGACCAUAAUCGAUUUUUAAUCUUGCAGGGUGAAGUCGAACAGAUUGCUAUGAUGAAACCAAAAGGCCAGACUGAACAUGAUGAGGGUAUGCUUGAGUAUUUAGAAGAUAUAAUUGGCUGUGGACGGCUAAAUGAACCUAUUAAAGUCUUAUGUCGGAGAGUUGAAAUAUUAAAUGAAAACAGAGGAGAAAAGUUAAACAGAGUUAAAAUGGUGGAAAAGGAAAAGGACGCCCUAGAAGGGGAGAAAAACAUAGCCAUUGAGUUCCUUACCCUGGAAAAUGAAAUCUUUAAAAAAAAGAAUCAUAUCUGUCAAUAUUACAUUUAUGAUCUGCAAAAAAGAAUUGCUGAAAUGAAAACCCAAAAGGAAAAAAUUCAUGAAGAUACUAAGGAAAUUACUGAGAGGAGCAAUAUGCUUUCAAAUGAAAUGAAAGCUAAGAAUUCAGCUGUAAAGGAUAUAGAAAAGAAACUCAAUAAAGUUACAAAAUUUAUUGAAGAAAAUAAAGAAAAAUUUACACAGCUAGAUUUAGAAGAUGUUCAAAUUAGGGAAAAAUUAAAACAUGCUACAAGUAAAGCCAAAAAGCUGGAGAAACAACUUCAAAAAGAUAAAGAAAAGGUCGAAGAGCUGAAAGGUAUACCUGCCAAGAGUAAGAGUAUCAUAAGUGAGACAACAACUAAAAGCAGUUCUCUUGAGAAAGAACGGGAGAAAGAAGAAAAAAAAUUAAAAGAAGUUAUGGACAGCCUUAAACAAGAAACACAAGGGCUUCAGAAAGAAAAGGAGAGUCAAGAAAAGGAACUUAUGGGUUUUAACAAAUCAGUAAAUGAAGCACGUUCAAAGAUGGAAGUCGCUCAGUCAGAACUCGAUAUCUAUCUCAGUCGGCAUAAUACAGCAGUGUCUCAGCUAAGUAGCAAGGAAGCUCUAAUUACAGCUUCUGAGACUCUCAAAGAAAGGAAAGCUGCAAUUGGAGAUAUAAACACAAAGCUCCCUCAGACUCAACGAGAAUUAAAGGAGAAAGAAAAAGAACUUCAGAAACUAACACAAGAAGAAAUAAACUUGAAAAGUUUGGUUCAUGAUCUUUUCCAAAAAGUUGAAGAAGCAAAGAGUUCCUUAGCAACAAAUCGAAGUAGAGGGAAAGUACUUGAUGCAAUAAUUCAGGAAAAAAAAUCCGGCAGGAUCCCAGGAAUAUAUGGAAGACUGGGAGACUUGGGAGCUAUUGAUGAAAAAUAUGACAUUGCUAUUUCAUCCUGUUGCCAUGCACUAGACUACAUUGUUGUUGAUUCUAUUGAUACAGCCCAAGAAUGUGUAAACUUCCUUAAACGACAUAAUAUUGGUGUCGCCACUUUUAUAGGUUUGGAUAAGAUGGCAGUAUGGGCCAAAAAAAUGACCAAAAUUCAAACUCCUGAAAACACUCCUCGGUUAUUUGAUUUAGUGAAAGUAAACAAUGAGGAAAUUCGCCAAGCUUUUUACUUUGCUUUACGAGAUACCUUAGUGGCUGACAACUUGGAUCAAGCUACCAGAGUAGCAUAUCAAAAAGACAGACGGUGGAGAGUAGUGACUCUGCAGGGCCAGAUCAUAGAGCAGUCAGGUACAAUGACUGGCGGUGGAAGCAAAGUAAUGAGAGGAAGAAUGGGUUCGUCGGUUAUCGUGGAAAUCUCUGAGGAAGAGGUAAAUAAGAUGGAAUCCCAGUUGGAAAGACAUUCUAAACAAGCAAUGCAAAUCCAAGAACAGAAAGUACAACAUGAAGAAGCAGUCGUUAAGUUAAGACAUAGUGAACGAGAAAUGAGAAAUACACUAGAAAAGUUCACUGCAAGCAUCCAGGGUCUGUCAGAGCAAGAAGAGUAUUUGACUGUACAAAUUAAAGAACUGGAAACUAAUGUGCUUACUACAGCCCCUGAUAAAAAGAAACAGAAAUUGCUAGAAGAAAAUGUCAGUGCUUUUAAAAAAGAAUAUGACGCUGUGGCUGAGAAAGCUGGUAAAGUAGAAGCUGAGGUUAAGCGAUUGCACGAUACCAUCAUAGAAAUCAACAACCGAAAACUCAAGGCCCAGCAAGCCAAACUUGAUAUGAUAAAUAAGCAGCUGGAUGAAUGUGCUUCUGCUAUUACUAAAGCCCAGGUAGCAAUCAAGACUGCUGACAGAAAUCUUAAAAAGGCACAAGAUUCUGUCUUCCGCACAGAGAAAGAAAUAAAAGACACUGAGAAAGAAACAAAUGAUUUAAAAGCAGAAUUAAAAAAUAUUGAAGAUAAAGCAGAAGAAGUCAUCAAAAAUACAAAUGCCGCAGAGGAGUCAUUACCAGAAAUCCAGAAAGAACAUCGUAAUCUACUUCAGGAACUAAAAGUCAUUCAAGAAAAUGAACAUGCUCUUCAGAAAGAUGCACUUAGUAUUAAGUUGAAACUUGAGCAGAUAGAUGGCCACAUUGCUGAACAUAAUUCUAAAAUAAAAUACUGGCAAAAAGAGAUUUCAAAAAUAAAAUUGCAUCCUGUAGAAGAUAAUCCUGUUGAGACAGUGUCAGUUCUAAGCCCAGAGGAUCUUGAGGCAAUCAAGGAUCCAGGUUCUAUAACAAAUCAGAUUGCACUUUUGGAAACUCAAUGUCAUGAAAUGAAACCAAAUCUUGGUGCCAUUGCAGAGUAUAAAAAAAAGGAAGAAUUAUAUUUGCAAAGAGUAGCAGAGUUGGACAAAAUUACUUCUGAAAGAGAUAAUUUUAGACAAGCAUAUGAAGAUCUUCGAAAACAAAGACUGAAUGAAUUUAUGGCAGGUUUUUAUGUAAUAACAAAUAAAUUAAAGGAAAACUACCAGAUGCUUACUUUGGGAGGGGAUGCUGAACUAGAGCUUGUGGAUAGUUUGGAUCCCUUUUCAGAAGGAAUCAUGUUCAGUGUUCGACCACCUAAGAAAAGUUGGAAGAAGAUCUUUAACCUUUCAGGAGGAGAGAAAACCCUUAGUUCAUUGGCCUUAGUGUUUGCUCUUCACCAUUACAAACCCACUCCCCUCUACUUCAUGGAUGAGAUCGAUGCAGCCCUGGAUUUUAAAAAUGUGUCCAUUGUUGCAUUUUACAUAUACGAACAAACAAAAAAUGCCCAGUUCAUAAUAAUUUCUCUUCGGAAUAAUAUGUUUGAAAUUUCCGAUAGACUUAUUGGAAUUUAUAAAACAUACAAUAUUACAAAAAGUGUUGCUGUGAACCCAAAAGAAAUUGCAUCUAAAGGACUUGGCUGAACUUGUAUAUAUUGAAGAUUCUUCACAUUUACCUAGAUUAAGUAUUUCUAGGUUUCUAUCUGUAAAGAAUUGUAUAAAGUGCGUUUUCCUAAGUUGUGUGAUAAGUGGUUUCUGUUUUAUUAGUGAUGUCUAAAAAAUUGUAUUCAGUUCUGUAUCAUAAAAAUGAGUCUAGCUGGU